UAGUUAUCAAAAUUGCUAUUGCCAUUCUCUAUAGCACUUUUUUUUUUAAGUUUUUCUGUAGUCAUCGAAACAUUUAAAGUUGCUGAAAUGGAACAACAAUAUAAAUUGAUAAACGCUGAAUUAAUGGAUCAGGUGCAACUUCUGCGAAUAACUAAUGCUGAAAUGUUAAAAACAGAAAUUGUACUUAAAAGGCAACUUAUGGAAGAACGUGAAUUACGCUUAGCUGACGCUCAAUACCAUGAACAGAAGCUGAAAUGCGCUAUCAGAACUCUGCUUCAUACCUUAGACAUCAAUUUAUGUAGUCACGAAAGCUCCCUUACAUCGCAAUCAUCAAAUGCAUCAGAAAAUGUCAGGUCCAGCUCAUACAACAAUGGACAAGUUUGCUCGGAGCUUCGUCGUUCAAGUGGAAUACUUCAAAGAGCUCUGCCUGUAUCUCCCACCAGACGGAGUCGGAGUAGCGCCUCAAGCUGCAAGACUUCGCAGGAUGAGGCAAGCGAAUCGAGCACGACUACAAUGAGCCCAGGCAAUUAUGGUAUACCAAUCGCAAGGAAAACACCGGAACCACGACAUUUGAUGGAGCUGAACGUAAAUAUGAGCUCUCCAGAGGUUGAAGGACAAGAAUCAUCUGAGCAGUUGUCACCAUCUGUUACUCAUAUAUACUCUAUUAGCGAAGAAAGCGAUAGUGAUACUUUGGCUUCCUCCAUGGAAUUGAAUGAGACACUGCAGAGAUCGUCAGCUUAUGGCAGUACCAUAGACAUAUCUCCAUUGCCCCCGAUCAAUGUGACCAAUAACCAUAAAAGAGCUUUGCUCGUUCCGAGGGUAGAAAUCUCAGAAGAGCGCAGCCCAUCGGAAAACACUCAAAAUGAGACUGAAAAAUGUAAUUUGAGACAAAAAAGGAUUACAAAACUGAUUCUAGAUCUUGAGCCAGAUGUUGGCAAUCAAGAGCCACGGAUAGAGAAUAUUAGAUAUGCCGUUCAAGCAAGGUCACCGUUACAGAUGACAUUGCCGCGCACGUCUACAAAUACGGAUGCACUUACGCCGCGACGUGCCCUGACUGAUAUGACUAAUCGACCCGUAGGCCACAGCACUCCUCAUAAGCAGAAGCAACUUUCCAAUACAAACUGUAGCCCUGUGCCUAGUCAGACAGGCGAAUCUAGUAUGGAAGACUCCAGGUUUGGUCGUCCUAGGCGUAGUUGUCGGCCAAGCUCACUCAAGGAACCUGACUGUCGCUCCAAACUUCGAAACAAAAACAAAACCAAAUGAAAAUAUUUUGCUUAAUGCUAACUUAUUUACUUAAAAACUAUAUGUUCCUGUUAUGAUUUAAAUUGAGCCUUUACACUCAAAACUAUAUAUGUUAAACUAGUUAAUAUCCAUUUAUAUAAUAUUUAUUUGAAAGUUUGUACUUCAAGAGAAUUGAUUAAGUUCAAGAAACCAAUUUAAUUGUCUAGCUGAAAGUUUGCGUUGUACGUUAAAACUCUAUUAAGCAAAAAUGAUUUGUGAUUCAAUGUGUUCAAAAAAAUAAAUAAAUAAAUAUAUAAAGUUAUAAAUUAAA
This is a messenger RNA of Drosophila mojavensis, 1552 nucleotides long. Its product is annotated as shugoshin. The coding region runs from base 88 to 1263 and encodes 391 amino acids. The transcript is spliced from 2 exons. The record is from RefSeq and is a predicted model, not a curated record. NCBI's taxonomy places the organism in Eukaryota, Metazoa, Arthropoda, Insecta, Diptera, Drosophilidae.